AUGCCAGUAUAUGCAAAAUUCAUGAAGGACUUGAUCAUCGAGAAAAGGAUAGUCAGUUAUGAACCUGUUGACAAUAUUCAUCAUUACAGUGUUGUAGUCACUAGAUCUUUGGUAGAGAAGAAGGCGGACCCUAGCACUUUCAUAAUUGGGUCUUUCAACUUUACUCGAGCAUUAUGUGAUUUAGAGGCUAGCAUCAACCUCAUGCCCUUUGUUGUAUUCAAACAAUUGGUGUUGGGAGCUCCCAAACCAACUACUAUGAGACUAGUAAUAGCGGACAGGACAGUGAAGAAGCUUGUUGGUAUCCUUUAUAAUGUUUUGCCUGAUAAAUUGAGAGUGGUGUCUGUGAUUGAUGUAGAUGAUGAGGAGAUAGAUUUAUUCCAAGAUGUUGAUGCAGUUACUUUGUGUGAUGAUGGUUUUGAUACCAUUGUUCCUACAUAA
Molecule: messenger RNA, 438 nt
Organism: Capsicum annuum
Lineage: Eukaryota; Viridiplantae; Streptophyta; Magnoliopsida; Solanales; Solanaceae
Exons: 2
Coding region: 1-438 (145 amino acids)
Source: RefSeq, a predicted model, not a curated record